ACAGCUGCAAGUAUAUAUGAGCCAACGCAGACCUCCUUUUUCUCUUUCAUUAGACAAACCAAUUUCCCUCAUAAACUUUCUUUCUUGCAUGAUUUUUUAAAUUUCUCUUAAAUUAGUUUUAGCCGUCGUCGUCUCUCCAUAAGCACAACACCAACAACAACGUGUAAGUGAGUACGACGUCGUAGAAGGAGAUCAUGUCUCGCACGUGCUCUCAGUGUGGGAACAACGGCCACAACUCGCGCACAUGCACGGAAGCCAGCGGCGGAGGCGGUGGGGCCGCCUCGGCUGAAAACGGCAUCAUGCUAUUCGGCGUGAGAGUCACGGAGGAAAACGCGUUCAGGAAGAGCGCCAGCAUGAACAAUCUCUCCCAGUAUGAGCAGACCCUGCAGGCCGACUCAAACGGCGACGCCGGCUACGCCUCAGACGACGUCGUACACGCCUCUGGCCACCGCCGCGAGCGCCAGAGAGAAGGCCGCAGAUCUAGUCUUUUCGACAUCACCACUGAUACCCCCUUGAUGAAUGAAGACAUGGGCCAGCAGCAGCACCAAGAAACAGCAACAGCGUUGCCUUACCCACAACAGCUACAGCCACAAAUUAAUUUGGGUCGCCACAUUCUUGGAGGGUUUCCAGUUUCGACUUUUCCGAUGGCGCUGUCUCCGGGGGUCCUACCCGUCUCUGGUGAAACCUCAUCAGUGGACAAUCUGACGUCAUCAAUAGGACCAAAUUUGAAUUUACAGAACGACGUGCCGCAGCAGGCAAAAGGAGCACCAACUACGUUGUCGGCUAAGCUCAUCCGUCCGAUUCCACUUCAUCCGGUGCUCCCUCCCCCAUCUUCCAAAAUGGCCGGUCUUAAUUUGAAUAACAAGUACACGCAGCCACCCACAAGGGAUCCAUCGCCUUUGUCGCUGAAGCUCGCAACGACGUCGUCCGAGGAGCAGUCACCUAAUACGACGUCGUCUCACUCGUCUGCGUUUCAGGGCAUGUCCAGUGGCUCAGAUAGCAUCAUCAGUGUGGCUUAAUUAAGUAAUGAACAAGUUGAUGCGGAUGUAUGUCGUACGUGUGUUAUAUAUAUAUAUAUAUAUAUAUACGGCCGGCCGGCUAUAGUGAGCUAGCCUAGCAGCAUGAUGGGAAAUGAAGACUAAUUAUUGGUGGGCCUAAAUCCUAAUUAAUUAGAUCGAUAAGAUAAAAGUGGAUUUGGAUGGAGUAAUUAGACUACUCUAAAAGGGGGUUAGGUUUAUGUAGCUAGCUAGGUGAUUUAGGUGAUUAAUUUCUUUUUUUGUAUAGGGAUUGGGUUGGGUUUAAUUUAGAAAGAGUUAUAUUAUAAUUAGGACAAGAUGGGAUGUCGAUCUCAGACUUCUCUCUGUGUGGGGAUUCUUGUUUUAAUUUUGUCCGCUUCCUUUUGUGGUGGAAUGAUAAAGAGCACCAGGUGCGCAUUGUUAUUUGGUCCUCUUCCCCUGGACCUUUUGCUUGCAGUUUCAACUACCACAAAAAAAUAUCUCAAUAUUCGAUCU
Molecule: messenger RNA, 1511 nt
Organism: Prunus avium (sweet cherry)
Lineage: Eukaryota; Viridiplantae; Streptophyta; Magnoliopsida; Rosales; Rosaceae
Source: RefSeq, a predicted model, not a curated record